Molecule: messenger RNA, 563 nt
Organism: Cokeromyces recurvatus
Lineage: Eukaryota; Fungi; Mucoromycota; Mucoromycetes; Mucorales; Mucoraceae
Exons: 2
Coding region: 18-311 (97 amino acids)
Source: RefSeq, a predicted model, not a curated record
CUAUAGUCCAUUCAAGAAUGUAUUGCAUGCGCUAUUUUGUUCCUCUACUCUUAUUACCAUUCCCUGAUGCGCCACCUAUUUUUGUUAUUUUAUUUUUAAUUUCUUUCUUUCUUCAUCAAAAACCUUGUAUUUAUUGUACAUUAUUGUUAAUUGCUCUAUUUUCUUCUACUUGUUAUUGGGGUCAAGGUAGAUGUUGGAUUGAUUUACAGCAAAAUCGAUUAUUUGACGUACGACAAGAUUCAAAUGCGACUUUUGGACAAGGAGAAGGCUGGUGGAAUUGGAAGAUUACUUUGCCCAUAGGACAAUUAUAAAAAAAAAAAGACGAAAUGACAUGCAAAAGAUAUUAGACAAGAUUGUAUUAUAAUUAUAAAUAUUACGAAAUUAGGUUUUCUUUUUCCUUUCUCAAUACCCACACGAUUGUAUUUCAAUGCCACUACUGAUAAUAACAAUAAUAAAAAAAAAUACAUUUAUUGAAGCGUUUAAAUAAAAAUAAAAAAGUAAACUAAUAUAGAAAUUCGUUAUUACAAAUGAUAUGUCAAUGCGUCUGUAUGUUUACAUACAUC